Molecule: messenger RNA, 2106 nt
Organism: Colletotrichum higginsianum IMI 349063
Lineage: Eukaryota; Fungi; Ascomycota; Sordariomycetes; Glomerellales; Glomerellaceae
Product: SET domain-containing protein
Exons: 2
Coding region: 1-2106 (701 amino acids)
Molecular function (GO): protein binding
Source: RefSeq, a predicted model, not a curated record
AUGGCAUCCCCCGAACAGCAGCUGGACACUCUGAGAGAAGGCCUGAGCCGCGUGAUUUUGGACCAGCUCGCGGAAACCUUGCGGGAUUAUUCGUCCGGUAACCUGGCGAACCCGGUGCUCCGGUUUGAGGCCUUCAUCCAGGACGGCGAGCCUGGGACGCAGGGCCAUUCCCCCCGCUCUGCCGUAGUUUCGAAAAUGGUAGACCUGUCCGGCAUUAUAUCACAAAGCACAACCAACAGCCCGAACGCGAGCAGCAUCGGAAGAGAACAUGCCGAGAACACGACGCCCCCGGCCGUCCUGCCACAGAUGUUCCCGGAAGACCGCCCGGCGAGUAGCAGCAGCCGGUCCAUGUCCCUCGUCCGAGGAACCCAAAGAACGCCGUCCCUCGGGCCGCUUCCCCUGCCGCUGCCACCACCACCGCAGCCGCCGCAUCACCAGUACCACCAAACCCAGUAUCAUCACCCGUCCCCCGAGCCCUCCGAGAUGGUCGUCGGGCUGGGAUCGCAUCCACGGAGAGGAACAGGGGCCCUGCGGCCUGUCAGGGCCGGCUCUGGGCGAGUGCUCGAGGAGGAGGAGGAACCGCACAGCCAGCGGCGCAUGCAGGUGGCGAGCAACUUCCCCAAGCGCGCAAAGACGGCCGCGUCAUUAUCGUCGGGGGGCGGGGCCGUCUUCGUGCCGCAGCAGUCGUCCAUCGAGAAGUUCGUCGUCAGCAUCUGGGAGCAGAUCCACGGCGGCAUCAGCCUCGACCCCCAGAGCCUCCUCGAGCAGUGGCAGCUGACGGCGACGGCGGCGACAGCGACCAUCAACAACGCCGGCAAGAUCCACGUGCCGGAGCAGCUCGAGCUCGGCCUGCUCCAGGCGCCGACGGCCGACGGCCUUGGGGUGCUCGGACCCGGCUCCGGCUCCGGUAACACGACGACGACGACGGCGACGCUCGCCGAGAUCGACAUGGAGGGCACCUUCAACCGCAGCAACAUCUUCUGCCGCAAGGUGACGCAGGCGAGCCGGGCGUGCCGGUCGAUCGAGGUGAUUGUGCAGGCGCGGUGGAUCGAGCACUUUGACUCGUACGUCGAGCUGCUGGCCAUGACGAACCCGGGCAUGUCGCCGACGAAGCGGCGCAAGGCGGCGCUCAUCGAGGCGUGCAACGACUUUGGCUGGUCGGAGAAGGAGCUGCGCAACAAGAUGGCCAUCUGGCGCGGGUACAAGGAGAUCAAGGACGCGGGCGGGUGGGCGGCGCUCGUCUUCGCUGGCAUGGGCCUCUACCGGUUCUGCAAGUACCGCGUCGGCUUCAACACGGAGAGCAUGCAGCGGCUGCGGUGCCUCCGGCCCCGGAUCGAGGUCGCCGCCGACACGCUGCACCCGACGUGGCGGCAGCUGCUCAUGAUCGUGGGCGAGCCGGCGCACCGGCGGUUCUCCGGGCACCCGCACGACUGGGUGGUCCGGCAGGACGGGUCGGACCCGGUGCCGCUGCGGUCGACGUACCUCGAGUACGACCCCUACUUCAGCUUCGAGCAGCUCGAGCACUCCGUCAUGGACAUGAGCGCCUGGGGCUCCGACGACCCGCGCUGGGUGCCGCCCAUGAACACGGUGGCCUGCGUCCAGGGGAAGCAUACGUGCCACUCGUGCGGCCAGGAGCAGUCCGAGGACCCCAAGGUCAACUCGUGCUACUGCUUCCCGACCCUGUUCGGCUCCGGCAGCCGGAGCCCGUGUCCCGUGCAGGUGUUCCGGACGCCCGACGGCCGCAACAACGGGCUGAUGGCGCUCUGCCCCUUUGAGCGCGGCGCCGCCAUCGGCGAGUUCGUCGGGCUCGUCACCAAGGACCUGCAGAACAUGGACGUCAUGGACAGCUCGACGGGCGUGCGGGCCUACCAGAUCUGGCAGGGCCGCCAGGGCAACUUCACGCGCUUCGUCAACCACAGCUGCAAGGCCAACGCGCAGUUCCAGCAGUUCGUGUGGAUGAGCACCCAGCGCAUCGUCCUCGUGAGCAAGGGCAUCGAGGCCGGCCGCGAGGUCACGGUCGACUACUCGGGGAGUUACUGGCGCGGCCUCGACAAGGACUGCCUCUGCGGAGAGUCGUGCUGCCGGUACCGAGGCACGCCAAGAUGA